Molecule: messenger RNA, 1260 nt
Organism: Cryptococcus wingfieldii CBS 7118
Lineage: Eukaryota; Fungi; Basidiomycota; Tremellomycetes; Tremellales; Cryptococcaceae
Exons: 3
Coding region: 1-1260 (419 amino acids)
Source: RefSeq, a predicted model, not a curated record
AUGUCCAACAACACCCAGUCCUUCGACCUUCGUGCCGAAGAAGACGCCGCUCGUAGGCUCAACGUCGGCCGGGUUCUUCCAACUUCUGGCUCUGCAUCCACAUCCCGUGCCAAAGUCAGCGAGAUCGUAGGGCGGGCAUUCCUGCGGCAAAAGGCCGACGCAAUAUCAAAGAACCAUGGAGUCAAGUUUGACGACGACGCUACGCUCUACUUGACGAGCGCCAUAGAGUCUUCCCUGCGGUCACUCUUAGAGCUCACCCGCACCGCUCAAAUCCACCGAACAUCAUCAUCCCAUCUCCACCCCCCUCCCCUCUCCGAACCCCCCUCAAAAUCCGCCCCUCCAUCAGCCUCGCCCAAACCCCUCUGGUCCCACUCCCUCACCUCGCACCCUGCCUCCGUCCUCGACGCGCUCAACAGGCAGAACAGAGAUGCGGAACAAGAGUUUCGUAAACAGCGUAUGGAUCGGCUGGCGCGGGAUGCAGAGUUGCAAAAGGCGAGGGAGAGGAGAGAGCGGGCGGAGGCUUAUGCGAGGGAUAAUGGGCUCGCUACUCCGAGUGGUGUAGACGGCAAUGUGGCGGGAAGUGGAGAUGGAUCGCCAGCACAGAGCUCUGGGUCUUCGCCUAGUACUCCUGCUCCCGGCACACCAACUGCCUCGGGUACGAAAAAGAAGCCCCCAAAGAAAUCUACACCUUCCGCCUCUACCCCCGCUUCCGGCUCUGGCUCCUCACGCGAUCUUUCAGCCGAGGUGCAGCACAAGAUGACAAACUUGACAGCUAUGCGCUCAGCAGGCGUGGGCAAAAAAUAUAAUUGGAUGAUGGGGAAUGCGCCGUCUGUCAGUUCGCCUUUGGCAGGCAAGAAACGGAAAGCCGAGGGUGCUGCUGGAGGUGCGGAGAAGGGCAAGGGAAAGAGUAAAUUGGGCAUGACUGGAGGUGCGGAGGAUGACAAGGAUGAAGAAGAAGGACGUAAAGCCAAGAAACCGAGAGGCAUCCCCAUACCCGUCAGGCGCAUGGUAAACGUACUCGCCCCCCCGCCUACCCCAGGCCAAUCACACAAUCCCUACUCUUCCAACCCCUUGCAAUCGCAGCAAACCUCGGGGCAAGGGGCGGGAUCGUCAAGGCAGGUGGAAGACGAUAAAGCGUUGACGUUGACAGACCUUGUUUUCGCGCUGGAACAUGGGGGGUUGGGCGCUGCGGGUGGGCAGGGAUGGGGGAGUACGACUGGAGAUGCUUUGCAGGGUGUUUGGGCGAGAGGUGGGCCUUGA